GUAAAACAAAAUAUUCUAUUGGACGAUAAUCUUAGGUCAUCGGUCUUGAAGCCAUUCACCUAACCGGUCAUUAAACAAUAGGGUAGGAUACCUUUUCAAGGGGGACUCUUAUUACUGUUUACACCAGCUGCCGUCGAUAUGGUUUCCAUCGAUUCUAACGCUCCCCUCCUAAAAGGGGUGUCGCGUCAUCCGUCGCGGACCUCAAGGUCGGCAUCCAGUGACCUUGAACCCGAGGAUGUCAAGGUCGUGCUUAUAUUUGUCGAUGAGGAAGCGUAUUCCGAGUAUGCUACAAGGUUUUACCUUGAGAAUCUAUACCAGCCGUCCCAUGAGGUCGUCUUCCUUCAAAUUGUGGAGUCCAUCUCGCAGCCGACGACCGUAGGCCAGAGACCAGGGAGUGUCCGUGGACAUGGUGGGCGAAGACAGUCAGUUGACGCCCGUGCCCCACCGGCAAGCCAGUUUGCAACAAUCGCUAAGAAGCAAAGGGGCAGCGUUUCAAAGCUGAAGGAGAAGUUCCAGUGCAUCAUGGCCACUUCUGGCGGAAAGGUUUUCCGAUGGCGCGUCUGCGACUCCUCGGCGGGGACAGGCGCAUCAAUACUGAAUAUAGCUGAACAGGAAGCAGCCUCCAUGAUCGUCAUGGGAACCAAGACGCUUGGGGCACUGAAGAGGGCGCUCUUUGGUAGCCUCAGUGAUUACGUCAUGCACAAUGCGAAGAUACCUGUCCUUAUUUACACGUCUAGCGAAUAA
Molecule: messenger RNA, 744 nt
Organism: Lineus longissimus
Lineage: Eukaryota; Metazoa; Nemertea; Pilidiophora; Heteronemertea; Lineidae
Exons: 4
Coding region: 139-744 (201 amino acids)
Source: RefSeq, a predicted model, not a curated record